This is a messenger RNA of Beta vulgaris subsp. vulgaris (sugar beet), 1352 nucleotides long. RefSeq lists its product as hypothetical. NCBI's taxonomy places the organism in Eukaryota, Viridiplantae, Streptophyta, Magnoliopsida, Caryophyllales, Amaranthaceae. Bases 252 to 1046 code for a protein of 264 amino acids. The transcript is spliced from 5 exons. The record is from RefSeq and is a predicted model, not a curated record. Gene Ontology annotation, molecular function: RNA binding.
GUAAAAGCUAAAAUGUUCCAAUUGCGAUACAAGAAAGGGGGAAAAACGUGACUCCGACGUUAGCGUAACCUCCCCUCCACCAUCGCAAUUCGCAAACGACUCUCCCUCCUUCAUCAGGCGUGCUACUCACAUAAUCCCUCUCCCUUUUUUUCAUUCUUAUAGCAUAAGCCCUAACUAAAGUCAAUCACCUUUUCUUUUCAUUCAAUUUUCUCUAUUAUCUACGAUCGAAUUUCUGCCAUUUUUACUACUCUAUGUCGAUAAAAAGUGUAAAAGUAUGCAAUGUCUCCCUUGGAGCAUCUGAACAAGACAUAAAGGAGUUCUUCUCAUUUUCUGGUGAAAUUGAACAUAUCGAAUUGCACAGUGAAAAUGAGCGAUCUCAAACUGCAUAUGUCACAUUUAAGGAUGCUCAAGGUGCAGAAACUGCUGUUCUUCUUUCUGGUGCGACAAUAGUUGACCAAUCAGUAACUAUAGCUCUUGCACCAGAUCACAAGCCACCAGCUAUUACAUCAGCAUCGCCUGUGGCCACUGAGAACGUCAGCUCUGACAUAGUUGGUUCUCCAGUGCAAAAGGCUGAGGAUGUUGUCACUUCUAUGCUAGCCAGGGGUUUUGUCUUGGGAAAAGAUGCACUUAACAAAGCAAAGGGCUUCGACGAAAAGCAUCAAUUUACAUCUACUGCUUCUAAUACAGUUGCAUCUUUGGAUCAAAAGAUUGGCUUGAGCGAGAAGAUUACCAUGGGAACAGCCUUGGUGAAUGACAAGAUGAAGGAAGUUGACCAGAAAUUCCAAGUCUCAGAGAAAACUAAAUCUGCUUUCACAGCUGCUGAGCAAACUGUGAGUAAUGCCGGAUCUGCUAUUAUGAAGAAUCGUUACAUCUUGACCGGGACUACUUGGGUUACGGGUGCUUUUAACAGGGUUGCCAAGGCUGCUGAGGAUGUAGGUCAGAAAACAAGGGAGAAGAUGGCCGAGGAAGAGAAAGGAAGAAACAUGGCGGCUGGAUACUCGCAGGUCUCUGAAUCUGGCUCCCCAAGAGCCGGUGGGCACCAGUGAGCAAUCCUGAAGUCUGAUCUCGUAAUGUGACUGUUAUACUGAAAGUUGUAGUUGGUGAUAUUUUAUCAUAUUUCCUGUAGCUUGCUAUUUUAUUGGUUGGUUUUGUAGCUGUUUUAGAUGUAUAGAUGAUUUCCGAGUGAUUUUGGGACUUAACUUUGCUCCAGUUUUACAGCGAGGUUUUGUAUCUCUAUAUCCUGUCAUGUAUUUAUUAGUUCUUUGUUAUCUCGGUUUUUUCUUAAAUAAUUUUCCUUUUCUUCUCAUUCUAUACACUUGGUAGGAAAUAAAGUAUUACUAUUGUUUCGUUUU